Molecule: messenger RNA, 7246 nt
Organism: Paramecium pentaurelia
Lineage: Eukaryota; Ciliophora; Oligohymenophorea; Peniculida; Parameciidae
Source: the annotation of a GenBank genome assembly
AUGAAUAUAUUUUAGAUUUUCAAUUGGUUUUCUUUUUUGGAAAUUAUCUCUUCUUAAUCCCUAUAGAACUUUAAUUAAAACUAUUAAUAAAAGGAGUACAAUUUAGACCUGAAUGCUUUAUUAAUAGAAGAUUGUGGGGUAUUCACUGGAAUAUGGUCUAAAUAUAAUCCUUUAGGUAUAACAUAAUAAAUAGGACCUGUUGGAUUAAUGGAUAGUAAUUGCUUUCAUUUACAAAGCUUAAUUGGAAAAUCAUCAAAUAGUUUGGAAUAAAUAAAUUAUGAUUGCCUUUUCCCAGAAAAUAAAAGUAUCAAAAAAUUUGUAUAAUUUAACACUUAAGAUGGCCAAUAACAUUUAUAUUAAAUAGAAAUAAACCCUUCUGAGUAUGAAAACGUUUGGUAUUUAUUUGAAUUAUUAUACUAUCCUUAAAAAGGGAUUUCAGAAUUCAUAAUAUUAAAAGAAAAUUAAAUCUUGAUGUAUAAAAAAGUAGACACUCUUCUUUUUUAAGAAAAUAAUUUAAAAUUAACUAUUGGAGGUAGUCUCAUUGUACAAAAUUCAAAUAUUAAAUCAAUAGAGGUAGGGUCAAAAUUUUCAUAUUUUCCAGGGAAAAUGUAUCAGAUAAGUUUAAGGCCUUGUGAACUAUCUAACUUUGAAUUAGAAUAAGGGAUUAUAUUAUAUGAGAAUUAUUUUGAUGAUGUUGCUGAAAUUGAAUGUGUACCGAUGAUAAAUUCUAAAAUAGAAGAUUAAUAUUUAUUUUGGUUAGAUCAAAAAUAUUAUAUUUCAUAAUAAUUAAACAUAGAUUCUUUUAUAUUGACUGGGUGGUUUAGAAUAAAAAAAAUACAUCAAAUUGAUAAUGAGUUUACAUAUCAAUUUUUAAAAAUGAGUAAGAAUACUAAAUUUGAACAACUCUCUAAUCCUAAUUUAUCCCCAUUUUAAUUGUUCUAUAAAAUAUCUCCAAACAAUAAUAAAAUAAUAUUUACAACUUAUAGUUAUAAUUAUCCAUCUGUUACUUUAGAUUUUACUAAUAGUGAUAAUAAUAAUAUAAUUAGUGAAGAAUUUGAUAUAAAUGAUAAAAUUACUCUAUGGCACAGUUUAUUUGUUAAUUUAUAAUAAGAUUAAAUUUACAUUCAAAUUAAAUUUUUUGAAUAGUAUGAUGUAUUUGAAUAUUCUACUUCUAUUUAAGUUAAAUAAUUCCGUUUUGUAUAAUUUUAAAUAGAAUAUGGAAAUUUAAUGAAAUCAAUUAAUAAUUAUCUAGAUAUUCAAAUUAGAAAUAAUAUAUUUUAUAAUUGUUAAUAAUUAAUAGAAUAUCAAAAUUGUCAUUUCUCAUGUUAAGAUUGUGAUGGUCCUACAAAUACAGAUUGUUUAUCAUGUUCUGAAACAUCAUAAAGAAUAUACAUACCUGAACAUAAAGCCUGCAUUUGUCCUUAUAAUUAUUUAGAUGAUUAAAUUAAUUAAAAUUGUCUAUCAUUUUCUGAUUUAUCAUUUGAUAUUAAAGAUUUAUAAUAGGAUAAUAAAUGUAAAUUUGGUUAUUUUGAGUAUGAUGAUUCAUGUUAUUCAUGGUAAAUUAUUUAUUUAUAUAUAGUCCUUCAAUUAUUUCUGAUAAAUUAAUUACAUGUUUAGAGUGUUUAUAAAAUGUAAAAGAUUGGAAAGAUAAUGCAUAUUGUUAAACAUAGUUAUAUAUAAAACCUAAUGGUAAUACUGUAUAGACAAAAUGGGACACAUAAUUUGAUGUUUUCGUUUUUGAUGUUUUAAAACCAUAUUUGUGUAAAUAAUGCAGAGAUAAUCAAUUUUCUAAUAUUGAUAGUAUAUUCUAACUAUUCUCUUAAUUGCAAUAAAGAUUUAAUUCUUUUUGUUAAAGCACUUAGGAUUAUUUUGAUUACUAUGAGUAGAUAAAUACUUGUUAUUUAUGUAAGUUGGAUAAUUGUCGAAGAUGUUCAAUAGAAAUGACAGGGAUAAAAUGUAUUAAAUGUCAAGGCAACUUACCAAUAAUAGAUGGAUUCUGUAAGCAUGUAAAGACGAAUUUACCAUUAUAUUCAAGUUGUAGAGUUCCUUAUUAUUAGAAUUCCCAAAAAGAAUGUUAAUUAUGUCCUAUAAAAUUUUGUAAAUAUUGUUUUGAAUAUAAUAAAAAUGAUUUGUAUAAAUCCACUUUAUAUGCUAAUUUUGAGAAAUUUGAGAUGGAUAAUUUUUUUGGAAUAGGAUGUGCUCUUUGUGAAGAAAAUUUUAUUUUUGAUUUUACAAUUGGAGAAUGCAUCAAAAGAAAACCUUCCUUACCUAAUUGCUUAAGGUCAUUUGUUAAUUUAGAGAAUUAAGAAAUAUGCACUUUAUCAUCUACUGAUUUUAGUAUAGCAUUAGAAAUUAUUAAUUGUGCUAAAUUAAUUCAAAAUUGUUUAUAAUGUGUUAUCACUCCUUGGUAGGAAAUUAAAUGCGUAAUUUGUAAAGUAGGGUUUACAGCUUCAGUCAGAAGAGGAAAUUGCUAUCCAAAUUUAUCGUUUAAUGCAAUAAUUGUCAUUGAUGGAGAUAAUAAAGAUUCUGAUGCCUGGGUUUAGAGAGUUCAAAGUUUCAUAAUGAAAUUUUUACCAAACAAGUAUUUUUAUUAACGAAAUUAUCUUCUGAUGGGCCCUCAAGAGAUGGAUUCAGAAUACUAAUAUUAAUAUGAAAUAGAAUGUAAGGAAGGAUACUAAACAAAUUACAUGUAUAGUUGUGUAAAUUAUUGCACUUCAGAAUGCUUGAAUUGCUUAGAGGAUGAGUGGUAUCACUAAUUCUACUGUGCAUAAUGCCCAUUAAAUUAUUACUUUGAACCUAUUCUUAAUUAAGAAGAAGGUUAAUGCAUUAGGUGUCCUGAAUUAUGUGAAAUUUGUGAAUAAAGAUCUAAAGAUGAAAUCUAAGUAAAUAUUGUAUUUAUUCUUUAGAAACUAAAUCCAUAUUUUUAGAUAACAAAUGAUAAUCGAAUGUAUUCUUAUAGAUNUUCAUGGUAAAUUAUUUAUUUAUAUAUAGUCCUUCAAUUAUUUCUGAUAAAUUAAUUACAUGUUUAGAGUGUUUAUAAAAUGUAAAAGAUUGGAAAGAUAAUGCAUAUUGUUAAACAUAGUUAUAUAUAAAACCUAAUGGUAAUACUGUAUAGACAAAAUGGGACACAUAAUUUGAUGUUUUCGUUUUUGAUGUUUUAAAACCAUAUUUGUGUAAAUAAUGCAGAGAUAAUCAAUUUUCUAAUAUUGAUAGUAUAUUCUAACUAUUCUCUUAAUUGCAAUAAAGAUUUAAUUCUUUUUGUUAAAGCACUUAGGAUUAUUUUGAUUACUAUGAGUAGAUAAAUACUUGUUAUUUAUGUAAGUUGGAUAAUUGUCGAAGAUGUUCAAUAGAAAUGACAGGGAUAAAAUGUAUUAAAUGUCAAGGCAACUUACCAAUAAUAGAUGGAUUCUGUAAGCAUGUAAAGACGAAUUUACCAUUAUAUUCAAGUUGUAGAGUUCCUUAUUAUUAGAAUUCCCAAAAAGAAUGUUAAUUAUGUCCUAUAAAAUUUUGUAAAUAUUGUUUUGAAUAUAAUAAAAAUGAUUUGUAUAAAUCCACUUUAUAUGCUAAUUUUGAGAAAUUUGAGAUGGAUAAUUUUUUUGGAAUAGGAUGUGCUCUUUGUGAAGAAAAUUUUAUUUUUGAUUUUACAAUUGGAGAAUGCAUCAAAAGAAAACCUUCCUUACCUAAUUGCUUAAGGUCAUUUGUUAAUUUAGAGAAUUAAGAAAUAUGCACUUUAUCAUCUACUGAUUUUAGUAUAGCAUUAGAAAUUAUUAAUUGUGCUAAAUUAAUUCAAAAUUGUUUAUAAUGUGUUAUCACUCCUUGGUAGGAAAUUAAAUGCGUAAUUUGUAAAGUAGGGUUUACAGCUUCAGUCAGAAGAGGAAAUUGCUAUCCAAAUUUAUCGUUUAAUGCAAUAAUUGUCAUUGAUGGAGAUAAUAAAGAUUCUGAUGCCUGGGUUUAGAGAGUUCAAAGUUUCAUAAUGAAAUUUUUACCAAACAAGUAUUUUUAUUAACGAAAUUAUCUUCUGAUGGGCCCUCAAGAGAUGGAUUCAGAAUACUAAUAUUAAUAUGAAAUAGAAUGUAAGGAAGGAUAUUAAACAAAUUACAUGUAUAGUUGUGUAAAUUAUUGCACUUCAGAAUGCUUGAAUUGCUUAGAGGAUGAGUGGUAUCACUAAUUCUACUGUGCAUAAUGCCCAUUAAAUUAUUACUUUGAACCUAUUCUUAAUUAAGAAGAAGGUUAAUGCAUUAGGUGUCCUGAAUUAUGUGAAAUUUGUGAAUAAAGAUCUAAAGAUGAAAUCUAAGUAAAUAUUGUAUUUAUUCUUUAGAAACUAAAUCCAUAUUUUUAGAUAACAAAUGAUAAUCGAAUGUAUUCUUAUAGAUGUAUUAGACCAAUUUCAAAUUAAAAUGUUGUAAUAGAUCCUUACUUUUAAAUUGCUAAAUAUUGUUUUACUCCAAAUUGCAAUUAAGAAUACACUUUUAAAUAGUCUAUAUUUGAAGAAAAUUCAGAUUAUAAAAUUGAUAUCCACUAUUGUAACUAAAUCGGAUUAUAAGUCUUAAAAUUUUAAAAUAACAUGGAAGAGGAAUAAAAAAGUUUAACCUAUUUAACCUAUAUAACUGAAUUAAAAUCAUAAAUUUUUAGCCUAAAAUUUCUGAAAACUGAAUUUAAUCUAUUUUACAAAUAGACUAAUUUUGAACUUAUAUCUGGUUUUGAUUCUAUAGAAAUCAAUAAUGCAUAUUUCAAAAUCGAAACUAAAUAUUUUGAAUUCAAAAAUAACAAUUAGAAAGUAGAUUUUAUCUUAAAUAACAUAAUAAUUGAACAAAAUGAAAUUAACAACAUAAAUUCUAUAUUUUAUUCAGAAUUAUUUGGAGAUAUUACUUUGAAUAACAUAACAAUUAUUAAUUCUAAUAUCUACAUGUCAUCAUUAUUUAAUUUUAAUUAAAAAUUGUAAUAAGGUACUAUAAAAAUAUAAAAAAUGACUUUUUUAAAUUGUUAAAUUGUUAAUUCACAAUUAUUUUAGUUUCUUAAUAAUUAAAUUUAAAUUUAAAUUGAAUAAUUGGUUAUUAAUAAAACCUUUUUUUCAAAUUCAUCUUUUAUAACUUUUUUUUCAAAUGUUGAUGAUAAAAGCAAUUUGAAAGUCAAAGAAAUAACAAUAACAUAAAGUUAAUUCCUUUAAUCAUUUAUUUUUAAUUGUACUAAUUUAUUAAAUAUUUAUAUAUAUAGUUUAAUUUUGGAUUAAAAUUCAUUAAUAUUUUCAACUAUUAUUGCAUUUAAUAAGAAUUUAACCUUAUUUUAAUCUUAAGCAAAUAAUAACAAUUUGAUUGAAUCAUAAUUUUUAAACACUCUAGAGACAGAAAGCAAGAAUAAGAUAUAUUGUUAAGUAGAAAAUUACAUAGCAAUCAAAAAUUAUUAUACAAAUUCUAGUCUAUUUUAGAUCUCAAUUGAAAACAUGUAUUUUCAAUUCAGAACAGUUAGAAUUGAACUAAACUAAGGAUAAACUAAUUAAUAUCUAGAAAUUGGUCUAUUUAAUAUCCAUAGUUUUCAGAUAGAUAUUGAGGAUGUUUACAUAGUUGAUUCAAAUUGGAUUAGUAUAUUCUAUUUUUUUGAGGUUUCUCAAAUAAUUGUAUCAAACAUAGUUUACCAAAAUCUGAAGAUUAAUAAUAAAGUUCCUUCUAAUUUAAAUUGUAUAGAUUUCAAAAAUUUUAAUUAUCAAUUGCUCUUAAUUUCUGGAUAUUCAAUUGUUACCCUUAAAAAUAUCACAGCUAUUAAAUUAUUUACAAUUGAUUAAUCAUUAAUAGAAAUAUCAUCAACUAGAAAAAAAUGGAAUAAUAUGCCUUCAAGUAUAGAAUUAAAAAAUUUGAAAUUUAUAGAGAAUUUAAUAUUGCAUUAGUAUCAAUCCAAUUAUUUCUCAUUGAUCUAUGUAAAUUCUGAACAUAAUAAUAACAUUUAGAUAUAAAAUGUUUUUUUUUUAAAUAAUAUCAUUCAUUAAUAAACAGAUGAUCUUUAAGAUUCAUCAGCAGCAUUAAUUCAUCUAGAAUCAUUUAAAGGAUUUAUUAUAAUAAAUAAUCUCUACUGUUCUUAAAAUGCUCUGACUAAUUCAUCAAAUUCAUUUAUUUUUUUAAAAUCUGAAAUCAUCAAAUUAACAAAUUAUACUGUUUCAAAACAUAAUAUACUACCUUUAGAAUUAUGGAAGUUAUAUUAUGAUUUAUAAUUAGGAAAUGAUUAACAUAAAUAUGAUUAGGAAUAAAUAAAUAUAAUCAUAUAAUAAACUUUUAAAAUAAAGAAUAAAUGUGGUGCUGGUUAAAUAACCGCAUCUACAUUUUCUUGCUUAAAUUGUUAUUUUGAGGAUAUUAUUGCAUUAAAAAGUUCUGUAUUUGAAAUAGAAACUUAAGGAGAGGGAAAUAUCUAAUUAAGAAAUUUAACAAUAAUUUCUUCAGAAUAUGAUCUAAGUUAAAUAACAGAUAGUUCAGGUUGUAUUACUAUUUAUUCAUCUAAUAGUUUACUUAAUUUAUAAAUCAUUAAUGCAUCAUUUAAUAAUAUUUUUAAUCGUUUAUCAGCAUCAAUUUUUACACUAAUCCCAUCUUUUAAAAAAAAUUAAAUUUUAAUUGAAGAUGUGAUAAUUAAAAAUUGUAUUUCAUUGAAAAAUCCAAUAAUUAAUAUAUUAUUUUCAACAUAGAAUAUUAAUUCAAAUAAAGUGGUUAUCAAAAAUGCAAAUAUCAACUUUUAGGAAAAUACUUGGAUCAAAUAUUUUUAAAAGACUGGGAUGCUAAAUGAAAUUUAAAUAUUAGAUAUAACAAGCACCUCUAAUGCUUUAAUUCAAUUACAAAAUUGCAAUGUCGUUUUAUAUCAGGUAAUUAUAUAAGGUCUUUUUAGUUGCCCUUUAAUUAAAUUGAUAAAUGUAUCAUAUUUAUUAAUUUCAUAAUUAUGGGCAAUUGAAAUUAAAUUAUUUUAUGGUUUCAAUCUUUUAGAAUUGAAUUAAGAUUUAUCAAUAAAAUAAACAAUAAAUAUUAAAAAAGGAAAUUUUUAACGCAUUAAAAUUUAUGAAGUUAUUAAUAAUUCAAUCUAUUAAACUUCUAAAAUAAAUUAUGUGAUCUAAGGAUGUUUUGUAAUUGAAAAAUAAUAACAAUAAUCGACUUAUUCUUUUGAUUAAAUUAUUAAACUUUUUUAAAUCCUCCCAGAAAGCAAGUUCAAUAAUUUAAUUUCAAUUUAAUUCAAAUAAUACUAUUUUUCAUAUUUAAAAUUUAAUCCUACAUGA